GCUUCAAUUCGUAGGGGGAUUUAUUACACAUUUAAAAAACAGAAUAUUUUGUUUUUAAAAAAUCUGGAUGAAGUCUGACUAAGGGGUUGUGGUAGUAGGUAAACUGGGAUAAAGUUUCCUGUCGACAUACAGAAAACGAAGUCUGAGGUACAGAUUAAGAACAACAUGGCAGAGAAUGAUAAUUUGAUUGCAGAAUUAAAUCGGGCAUGGAAAUGUCUUGACGGAGCUAUCAAAGAAAGUCUAGCCAGUAAAAGAGACACUUUGAUAUUGCAAAGGGAAGACGGAUCCAAAAUCCUUCAGUGUAUCGAGAAAUCAAGAAUGAGAUUUGAAGAGGGACAGCCAAGCGGAACAAAGAAAAGAAUGACCAGUUCUCACGGGAAGAGGAAAUCUGUUUACGUCUAUAUGUCUGGUACUCGAAACAAUCUUACUCAAAUAAUUGAAGAAGAAUUCUCCAAACUUUUGUCGAAAAUGUCCAUAACUUGUGUAUCUCUUACGGGCAAAGAGGAGCUUAAAGACAAACUGAUUGUUCUUUGUCCAAUUUACUCUAGAUUACAAUCAGACAUCCAGUUUGUCCUUAAAGAGUUGCAACAAUUUCCAUUACCUGGUAGAUUUGCAAUUGCUGUUAUCAACAUGACAAGGGAAGAUUCUCUGCCUCGAUUGCCAAUUGAAACCAGGCUUGACCAACCAACGGAUGAUUAUAACAACAUACAUUUUAUUGAUAUGGCUUUCACGAAGGACAAUCUUAUGUAUGAUUGCAACAUGAACAAGACAGCAAGAGAGAAAAUCAAAUCUUUCGUAAACAAUAUGUACCAACAAGAGCGAUCAGAGGGCACAUGUGUCGCCUCAUAAUAGCCAAUUGCAUGUUGCAGCUAUUGUGUAACGGGAGACACAAAAAUCAUUAAAAAGCCAAGACGCGUUUUUGUGUUGCCUCUAUAGAGUAGUGGCAACAUAUAGAGAUCACUUCCCUGCCUGUAUGUUCGUCUGUCUGUCUUUCCGUCCGUAACUAAAUUUGUCCGGACUUCAACUAAAAAACUACUCGUGCAAUUUCAUCCAAACUUUACAGGAAUGACUAGUACCAAGUCCAGUUGUGCAUAUCAUCAGCAUUUUACGGUUAAAAGAUUUUUGUCAGAGUGAUGACACUUUUAAGUUUUUAUUUCAAAAUUUGUGCGGACAACUUCUCUUAUACCACUGUCCACUAAUGCAAUUCAAUAUCAAUGAAGCUUUACAUGAUCUUUACCUCAAAGACUUGCACAUAUUACACGGGUUUUUCGGUUAAAAUAUUUUGGCUAUGGGUUAUGGUCCUUAUAUAAAAGAACUUAAAGGUGUUUUUGUGUUAUCAACUACAUAGAAGCUUGCCCAGACAACUUUUCAGAAAUUACUGGUGCAAUUUCAUCCAAACUUUACAGGACUAAUCAGUUCUAAGUCUAGUUGUGUGUAAUAUCGAUCGGCAUUUUACGGUGCAAUGCUUUUUGUCAGAGUAAAGAUCCUUUUAUUACUUUUUCUAUUAGAAUUUGUCUGCACGACUCCUCUUAUACCACUUAUUCAAUUUUCAUGAAACUAAACAGGAAUGAUCAAGUAGCGCAUGUACUAUCACACAUUACACGAGUUGUUCGGUUGAAUAAUUUUUGGCCGAGUUAUUGCGUUUGAAUAAAAGGGUAUUCUUUCGUGCGGUUAGCUACACAGAUCCUUUUCUUGCCUUCUCAUUAGAAACUACUGUGCAAUUUAAUCAACACUAUACAGAAAUGAUAAAUACCAAGUCAAGUUGUGCAUAUCGUCGGUAUUUUUAGUUCGAUGAUUUUUGUCAGAGUUCAUUGACUUUAAAAAUAAACGUGUCCGGACUUUCUUAUACCACUUAUAUGCAAUUACAAUUAAACUUUACAGGAUUGAUCGGUAGCUCAAGUACUUGUACAUAUAAUAAGGGUUUUCUGAUUGAGUAACAUUUGGCCCUUGAAUAAAAUACGAUAAAUAAGAUCAACAAGGAAAGGCGGCGUUCAAUCAACGCAACCCCCACACGACCCAGCAACAUGAACCAGCGGCAAUGAGCCCAGGGGGACCCCAAACAAAAGGAAGAGCACGGACAGGCCCAUCACCAAAAUGAUACAUAACAACUAACAGUAACCGACAAGGAAAUCAAAAUAAAAGAAAAGAAAUAAAGAUUAGCAGGCCCACUAAGCAAAAAUGCACAGGGGAAGUGGGACAGGAAAUUCGGGGAAAAAUAGGGGAAAAAAACAACAAGAAAAACGCGUUUUGCCCUGUUAAUAAUUUUUCUCCUGCUUCAAAGUAGCAAAGAAAAUGCGUUUUGCCCUGUAAAUAAUUUUCGAGCCUCCUGCUUCAAAGUAGCGAAAAAAAUGCGUUUUGCCCUGUUAAUAAUUUUCGAGCCUCCCGCUUCAAAGUAGCAAAAAAAAUGCGUUUUGCCCUGUUAAUAAUUUUCGAGUCUCCUGCUUCACAGUAGCUGCAACACGCAAUUGGCUUUCAUAAGGCUCUUUAUUAUUCAAACCAUAAUUGAAGAGGCGACAACAAAAUGAAACAUUCCAGCGACAUGAAAUAAUCAAUUACAAGACUGUAUGUAAAAAAUGAAGUACACAUUAAGUACUUGCUUUUUUAAAAUGUGAAUGGCCGUGAGAUAAUAUCAAAUCAAUGACAUCAUCAAUCUCGUUAUAAAAAUUUUAGUUAUAUGAUCUGGUCAUUAAUUUCAUUUCAUAAAUAUUUUGUCGUUUGGUUUUUGGAUAAUACAUAAAUAAACGCUUAGCUAAUAAAAUAUAGAAAAGA
This is a messenger RNA of Ruditapes philippinarum (Manila clam), 2769 nucleotides long. RefSeq lists its product as uncharacterized. The transcript has 7 exons. The coding region runs from base 166 to 849 and encodes 227 amino acids. The record is from RefSeq and is a predicted model, not a curated record. NCBI's taxonomy places the organism in Eukaryota, Metazoa, Mollusca, Bivalvia, Venerida, Veneridae.